AUGAACAGCCGGACUUCGGUCGUAGCAGUCAUUACUCUCACCAUUCCGGCCGCGCUGUAUCUAUUCCAAGCGCUCUUUCAGCCUGAUACAAUGGAGGCGGGAACGCCUGGCAGCCCAGUCAACGAGAUUCCCGGCUUGCAAUUCAACCUGUCUCAGAUCUCAAAGAAUCCCCCUACUCUUCUCGUUACAGUCAGAAACGGCCAUCCGUCCUCGACCUACACAUUCCUCAAAUGGGAUUCCCCCCUAGACCCUCAAGCAACCAACUUGGGUGUUUUCAAGCUCCUGCAUGUCCCAAGUGGGAAUGAAGUCGCAACGGACUUGAUCAGAAUAAGGCGAAAGAUGCCGCCCUCGAGAGAUGAUCUACAAGAAAUCGCGCCUGGAACACAACACUCCAUGGAAAUCGUUCUUGACAAGCCUUGGAUGCCGAAAACGAAGCCGACAGAGUACAAAAUCUGGGUCGAGGGCGAGUUCCACGGAGUGUGGGAGAAGGCUGCAGGCAGUGUCAAAGAUGAGGAGCUUGAAGCUUACACCGACACCAACUAUGAUGGGAGUCGGUUUCGGAGCGAGGCGACAACCAUUAUCGUUGAGUGA
Molecule: messenger RNA, 591 nt
Organism: Westerdykella ornata
Lineage: Eukaryota; Fungi; Ascomycota; Dothideomycetes; Pleosporales; Sporormiaceae
Exons: 1
Coding region: 1-591 (196 amino acids)
Source: RefSeq, a predicted model, not a curated record